Messenger RNA from Ilyonectria robusta, 1024 nucleotides. RefSeq lists its product as uncharacterized. Gene Ontology annotation, molecular function: SNARE binding; SNAP receptor activity. The transcript is spliced from 2 exons. Gene Ontology annotation, biological process: endoplasmic reticulum to Golgi vesicle-mediated transport; vesicle fusion. Bases 178 to 912 code for a protein of 244 amino acids. Gene Ontology annotation, cellular component: endoplasmic reticulum membrane; Golgi apparatus; ER to Golgi transport vesicle membrane. NCBI's taxonomy places the organism in Eukaryota, Fungi, Ascomycota, Sordariomycetes, Hypocreales, Nectriaceae. The record is from RefSeq and is a predicted model, not a curated record.
UGAUAAUGCACAAGGUACAGGGGUACUGUCGGCGGCCGGGGUUGUUCCGCUUCCGGGCGAUCUGGCCACAGCGGCAUGUGAAGGCCCCAUAACCAUUCACACCGGAGCUCGAAACGUAUCAUGGACGAGAGCAUACCGCUGCACACCUGGCAAGGCUGAGCACGCUGCGAAAUAAUCAUGAAUAUUUCCUACAACUCUGCCCUGCGGCAGAGCAAGUCGCUUCGCGCGGAGCUCUCGACGCUCAACUCCAAAGCCCAAGUUUCGCCCGGCGAGAUUGGCAACGUGUCGGCGCUGUUCGCCUCCUUCAACAAGACCCUCGACGAGUACCAGAGCAUCGCGCGCCAGGAGAUUGUCCCCAAGAAGCAGGAGGAGGCGUUUGAGCGCGUCAAGAAGUUCCGCGAAGACCUGUCCGACUUCCGCAACCAGGUCGACGGGCUGAAGAAGACGCGCGAGGACGCCCUGCACCAGUCCAACCGCGCCGAGCUGCUCGGCCGCCGGCCCUACAAUGCCACGCCCGAGAACCCGUACGCCAACGCCACCACCACCACCACCACGCACUCGACGUUCCAGCCGCGGCACCAGCCCCAGGCCAAUGGCCCGCUGACGAUGGGGUCGGGCGAGGAGGCGCGCGAGGCGCACGCCUUCCGCGAGCAGAACUUCUUCUCCACCACCAACCAGGCGCUGGACGAGUACAUUGCGCGCGGCCAGGCGGUGCUGGGCGACCUGGGCCAGCAGCGGGAGAUGCUCAAGGGCACGCAGAAGCGGCUCUAUAACGUGGCCAACACGCUGGGCGUUAGCGGGGACACGAUCCGCAUGGUUGAGCGGCGGGCGCGAGAGGACAAGUGGAUCUUCUUCGCCGGCGUCAUCGUCUUCUUCCUGUUUUGUUGGCUGGUCCUCCACUACCUGCGAUAAGUCUGGAUUUGGCCAGUUUGAGAGGAACGGGAAAGGGGGAGGGCUACAAGCAUCUCUGGCAGCAAAGGGGUGGCAUCAGCGCGGUGUUCAGGAGUUCUUUUUUUCUCGUUUC